Messenger RNA from Galleria mellonella (greater wax moth), 4021 nucleotides. RefSeq lists its product as uncharacterized. The record is from RefSeq and is a predicted model, not a curated record. The transcript has 8 exons. The coding region runs from base 121 to 1242 and encodes 373 amino acids. Lineage: Eukaryota; Metazoa; Arthropoda; Insecta; Lepidoptera; Pyralidae.
ACUCGCCGCGCGCAAGGUCAAGUGCGAGCGUCCAAGUCAUUGCUCCUCGCGUGCGCGUCGCAUAGCUGCGCUUGCGCCAACCGCAUUACAGUGGCCGCCGAUUUGUGUACGCGAUCAAAAAUGAUUCAAAAACUUUUGUUCUUUUGCCUUGUGUGCGUCGCUCAUGCGGUCGCUAGCAGUGAUGACAGAUUCAUUAAGAAGUACGCCAUGAUGAAGAUUUAUGAAAGUUGUUUUGGUCCUGAAGUUGUAAAACAGAUUCGCAAUGAAAUGAAGGAUGCCUAUGCUAAAUGCUCAGCACCGCCAUCUUUUGACGAACCGCCAAACCCGCCACCUAUCUUCCUCGGUAAACUACCGCCCGGUUUCUCCAUGGACCCAAACUCGCAAACUAUCACUAAACCAACAGAUGGCGCUUUACAUGGUUCUGGAAAUGAAAAUGUAUUAGAUCAAGGACAACAACCACAGAAAUCUCCCCAUGGCGGAGGUGGGAACGUCUUCGGAUUUAGACCUCACGGACAACAACCAUCCCUACCACCAUACAUGAUGCCCUUAAACCCUCAAUUCCGGCCGUUCAGCCCCGCUACGCCAUUCUACCAGUUCCCGUAUGGUGCCCCAGGGUUUUACCCCCCAGGACCCCAGUACAACCCUUACGCCUACCAACAGUACCAGCAGGGGUACUACCAGCAACCUUACUUUGGAUCUAACAGGAUGUCGCGCGAAAUGGGUCUACGUGACCGCCUGGACAUCAUCUCCCGUGGUCCUGGGGCGGGUCGCGUGAAGAAUAUCACGUGCGUGAUGCAGGAGCUCGGCUACAUCGACCACACGCUAGAGCCGAACUACGAGCAGAUUACCCAGAGGAUCGCCAACCUUCCCGUCUCCAGCGAACUCAAGGGUGAUAUACAAGACGGGCUGCAGUUCUGUCAAAAGUUUUCGCAAUGCGUGCCCGACGUGAAGCGUGACGUCGCGCCUCUCUCACAAGAACUUAUCAAGCCAAUGUUUUUCUUCCGCUGCUACAAGCACAAGAAGCUGGAAGCGUGUAUAAUGAAGGACAUCCGCGAACGAUUCACCAGCGAGGACGAGCUAGAUACAGACACGGACUUCAGCAGGUCGUUGUCCAGGUCGGCCCGAGCAAUCCGCGAGGACCCACUCAGCGAUCCCAGGUUCGAAGCUCUCGACGAGAUGGCGGUAUACCUAUAUGAUUACCUGAGCGGGGGUAGCGGAUUCGAUUUCGACCUGUACAUGUAGGAAGUAGGAAGACUGACCUGUCCACUAGUUGGAACGGUAUUAAUGUAAACUGUUAAGAAAUCUUGCCUUUAAGACGAUAUCGUCUAAAAAUAUUACUAUGUUUUGAAAUACAUUAUAAAAAUUGUAUGUACCUAUUUACAAUCACAGAAUAAUAAGGGAUUUUAUUUUAAUCAACAUUAAAAUAAGAGACGGUUCUAAAUUCAAAUGUAAUUUUGUAAGUGAUAUUUCAUCUCUGAUUAUUUUUAAAUUUAGAAACAAAAAGUAAAUUCUGAUCGAUGUAUAUAAAAUUAAAUUAUACAAUAAAAAAAAGUCAAGAACAAUUUAAAAAAACAUACAUUAUAAACCUGUUUUAUAUUAAAGUCAGUUUAAAUAAUAUAUAUUAUAAAUAACGUUUAAUGAUAAUGAGAUUCUACAAAAAUUCUCAUUUUGUAUAAAUAUUUGGUCGUCAAAUUUCAAUAUUUAACCUAAAUUAAUAAUAUAAAAUUAUCGAUAAUUUAAAUAUUAACGAAUAUAAUAAAACUUAAUCCGAUGACAUUAUUUUGUCAUUAAGGGCUCAUUUGACUAAUUUUAAUUUGCAUUUCUGAGAAAUGAAAUUUUAGCAUAUACAAAGUAAUUGGGACACGAUAAUUAUACAUUUUAAAUAGGUUAUUGCAACAGAUUCAUUACUAGUUAAAUAGGUACUUGUGUAAUGUAUUUUGUACUUAGGUAGGUAUAUACAUAUUUAUUCAUCGAGUCCAAUUCUCUAAAUAAACAAAAACAUCAAACAAACAACAAAUAUCGUCAUUACAUAAACAUAUAUUAUAUUUCGUUAAAGACGUCACCAGACUUGACUUGUAAUUGAUUAUUAUUCACAACUCCACUGGUUAAAUUUCAAAUUCAAAACAUUAAUAUCAUAAUUUGUGAACACAAUUGAAUGUACAAAAAAAAAUAUAAGACUUCGAACUUCAAGGUGCCUAAUUUUUUGCUCUUUAAGUACGUAUGUGAAAUGUCUUGCAUAAAUUUAUUAUAAGUAGCAUAUAUUUUUAUUAGAUAUGUAUUUAUUAAAAAACAAAAACGAACCUGUUCAAAGUGGAUUGGAAUACAAUAUUUUCAAAUUGCGACGUUGUAACAAAGCAUUAUAUUUAGGCAUAGAUUUCAAUAUGCAGUAUUUUUCCUGCAUUUGGACAUUGUUAAGUGUGCCUUGUUCGCAAAGAAUCAAUUUGAAAAUAUGUUUUUCAUAUAAAGUAAAAAAAAAUUUUCUGCACUCACUUUAAUUUUAUUCUAUAUAAAAACAUAUCAAUUAAAAUAAAUCAAUUAAUUCAUUUAUUUACUGUUUACAAUUUUUUGAAAAUUAUUUUUACAAUCAAAAAGAAACAGCAUAAUUUUUAAGAAAUAAAAUGUUAAUAAAUUUAUUCUAUCCCGAAAUAUCAAAAAUAUAAUCUAUAAAGCGAUUGCUUCCGAUCUCUGGUCUGGUUGCAACUUAAAUCAUUCUCCAUGACAAAUAAAAUAACUGUAGGUAUAAGAAUUAAAUAAUAUGUAGAUUUUUUAGAUAGAAAUUUGUAAAUGAAUUUCUUCAUUUCAUGUGUAAAUGAAGCUUUUUAAUGCUAUAACUUUGGACCUACGUGUCUGGAAGUUGAAAUAGUCGGUUAAGACUGACAGGUGGUUAAUAUUGAAAGGUUUGCUAUGAUCAUAAAUAGUAAAUUAUUAUGUAUUAUUUUUUAUAUUAUGGUAUUAAUUAUUACAUACUAGCUUUUACCUGCAACUUCGUCCGCGUGACCGGGAUAUGUCUAAUGACCGGGAGAAAUGGUAAUCUAUAUCCUUCUAUAUCCCAUAUAGUACGCGUAUACCAAAUUUCAUAGUGAUUGACUAAACCAUACGCAAAGUAAAGUAUAGUAAGGAAUAUGUGUUAUUUCUUUUGAAAUAAACAUAAAAAAAAUUGUAUAAAAAUAUAUCUGUAUAAAUGUAUAAGUAUAGAUAAUGUACCUGUAAUUAUACAAGGUAUAAAAUAAAAAAAAAUAUAUAUACUCUUUUACGAAUAUAAUAAAGUAGCCUUAUUGCUGAAAACUUGCUCAAUAUUUUCAAGGUAACCUUGAAAAUGUUUAGGUUUAUUCGAAAUAUUUUGUACCUUUGAUAAUGUCAAGAAAAAACUGUUAUUUUCAGUUACAUGUUCAUUUGACAUUAGCAAACAUCUCUUUCAGACAAUAAUUAACAAAUUUACAUAAGGUAACUAUUUAAUUUACAAUGUCAGGGCGAACGAGUUUAAAAUAUGAUGACUUCAAAAUUUUUAUAUAAGUACUUCACUCAUUAAUUAUUACUCAUAUAAAUAAACUAUGGUGGUACAUACGAAAUAUACGACUUCUUUUUUGAAUGGCAUACAUCUUCUAUAUUUCCUUGUUCAUCUAUUCAGUAAUAAUAUAUUGUAAUAGUAAAAAUAAUAUAUACGAAUAAUAUGUAUUAAAAAUAAUUGAAAUUUAUGAUUUUUAUAGCAAACCAGGGUUCUCGUCAUACAAGCUUGCCAACAAAGCUUUUUGAUGACAAUAUCUAGGUUUUGGUUAUUGUGUAACUUAUAUUAUAAAUUUUUUUUUUACGCGGGAAAGGCUAAAGAAAUAUGUCUAUAAAGUAGAAUAAUAAAUAAUAAUAGUACUAUUUAAUAUUCUAUUUUCAAGAUAUCUAUCUAAAUCUGAUGACUAAUCUUCUCUGCUCUUUUUACUCAUUAUAUGUAAGUAAUGCAGCAACAUUUAUUUUCAAUAAAUGUUGCUUGUUGAGAUUAAACAGUUUGCAUUUAUAUUUUUUAGGUUAA